AUGACCGGCAGAACAGAAAUGUCGCUGGCAGAGGUGCCUGUGGCAUCUUGCAGAGCCCUCUGUGAUGUUUCUUUAGGGAAGCUAUCUGCAGUUGUGCCAGCGUGCUCCCUGAGUCACUCAAAUCAUUCACCUGUGGUCGCAUGUUUCACUUGGAGAAAUGACUCACGUGUUUCCCUCGAAGGACACCCCACUCCAACGGAGUUUUCCUGGGCAGAGGUCAAACACAGCACUUACCAGAGGCCUCAGACAGAGCCACAAGGACUGACAGAAAUGGGGCCAAGCCCCCCGUGGAGGGGCAGGGUGGGAGGACAGCACGGGAGGAUUCACCACCAGCGUGCCCCGCUGUGGCUCCUCUCCCACCAGGCUGGAGAGCUGCAGCCCCUCAGCCCCACCACGCUUCCUGGGCAAGACCAAGAGACCGUCGCUCGAACAGGGGGAUGUGGGUGGGCAUACAGGAAACACCCAGCUGCCAACCCUCAGCUCGCCGCCUCCUCGGAACAGGAACCGGGGUUUCCUGGAGACAAGGGCAAACACAGCACAGCCACCGCCGGCCGGGAGGGAGCUGCUGACCCCUCUGCCCAGCAGCAACAUGCUACGCAGGCAACUGCCAAACAUGGGGUUUCUGGUGUUCGCAGGAGAGACGUGUCCCCUGCUCCUGGCCCCGGAGACAAGACGUGGCGGCUGGAGGAGCGGCUCUCCAGCCAGGAGAGGACCACAGCCUUCCUCCUCCACCAGGUCUUCCGAGUCAAGGACAACAUCGUCUCGUACCUCCAGGAGAGCUCGGGUUAUCAGCACAGGGAGACUGCUGCCCGGCAGCUGUUGGAAAACCACGUCCAGACCAUUGCAGGCAUGGUUCAGAAGCUCAGCCAGGACAUAGAGGUUUUGGAGAGGCAAAUAAGAACAAGGGAUGGUGCCACAGUGCAAACUAAUUUUGCUGUUCAAAACCUGGACCAUAAAUACAUCCAGAGUCUUGGAGACCUGCGUGGAAGAGUGGUAAGAUGUGAGGCAAGUAUUGCAAAGCUAUCAGGAGACAUCAGCAUUAUCAGGCGUGAGGUCCAGAAGAUCGAUAAGGAGAUUUACAGCCUUCACUCUACCCUCAAGUAUUCUGUGAGUGGCUUUGAGAAGAUGGUAACGCAGCUGUUAGGCAAGAUGGAGACUUCCAACUCUGAUCAAAGCUCAAAUUUAAAGACAGUCCAGGGAGAUCAACAUCACAAAUUGCAACUUCUGGAUUUCAAGUUGACAAGCAUUCUAAGUGACUUCAAAGAUCAGAUGCAGCAUCAGCAGAAGUGGACAGAAGCGCAGCUGACACGCUCUGAAGACCAAGCCCAGCACAGGCACCAGCUGCUGAAUGCGAUGAAGGACAGGCUGGAAGCGGCAGAAAAGAAAAUAGAGGAAAAGCUUCUGCUUCUGUCACUAAAGCUAGAACAAACAGAGAAACCAGAGAAAUACAAACAACAGUUGAACCAGAUGAGAAGUGAUGAAAACAACCUGCACACAAGAAUCACCAGAUUUGAAAGACAGAUCUGGAAGGAGCUUGAGGAAAUCCAAAAUGAAUACAGAUCAGGAUUUCAAUCUAUUCAUGAGUCUCUGGAGCUGCUCAAACAAAUACAGAACACAAAGCUGAAGCUUGAAAAAAAGAAGAUUCAGAAAGACACUCGAAGAUACAAAGCAAGUGACCUCCCACAAGAAUGA
Messenger RNA from Cygnus atratus (black swan), 1692 nucleotides. RefSeq names its product family with sequence similarity 81 member B (gene FAM81B). The record is from RefSeq and is a predicted model, not a curated record. NCBI's taxonomy places the organism in Eukaryota, Metazoa, Chordata, Aves, Anseriformes, Anatidae. The coding region runs from base 1 to 1692 and encodes 563 amino acids. The transcript is spliced from 8 exons.